Stegastes partitus (bicolor damselfish) is the source of this 2676-nucleotide messenger RNA. It is a transcript of the gene tpd52, whose product is annotated as tumor protein D52. NCBI's taxonomy places the organism in Eukaryota, Metazoa, Chordata, Actinopteri, Pomacentridae. Bases 1 to 696 code for a protein of 231 amino acids. The transcript has 6 exons. The record is from RefSeq and is a predicted model, not a curated record. Gene Ontology annotation, cellular component: cytoplasm. Gene Ontology annotation, biological process: B cell differentiation.
AUGGAGCCCCUGGAGGAAUACCACUCUCCGUUUGACUUUGAGCAAGGAGUCAACUCCAGCUACCUCUACCUCUCGCCAGCCUACAGCGACACACCGCCCAGCUCGCCAGCUGUCAAAAGCAGAGGUCCCCAGGAGCAGCCUGACUCCAUCCCAGAGGUGGGAGAAGACGCGGUGACGUCCGUCGGUCCCUCUCCUCCUCCUCCUCCUCCCGCCAUGACGGAGGAAGAGCGUCAGGAGCUGCAGGAGGAGUUGGCCAAGGUUGAAGACGAGAUCCAGACUCUGACCCAGGUUCUGGCAGCCAAGGAGAAGCAGUUGGCGGACAUCAAGAGGAAGCUGGGCAUCACACCUCUGAAUGAGCUAAAGCAGAACAUCACCAAAACCUGGCAGGAGGUCACUACUUCCACUGCCUAUAGGAGGACUUCUGAGACUCUGUCUCAGGCGAGUCUGAAGGCCACGGCAGCCUUCUCCAAUAUGGGCUCAGCCAUCAGCCGGAAGCUGGAGGAUGUCAGGAAUGCGCCAACUUUCAAGUCAUUGGAGGAGAAAGUAGAGACGCUGAAGACCAAGAUGACUCCCUCGGGGUCCGUCAGUGACACCGGCAGCCAGGACAGCGGCGGUCCUCCGGCCACCGAGUCUUUCCUCACCCAGCCCGAGGACUCACCCGUCCCAGGAGACGACGACGCGCUGAGACCAGUCUAACCCCUCCUGACCUCCCUGACCUCCCCCCACCGCCUCCCUCCUCACUUGACCCCGUUAACCCCCUCUGAGCCUUCAGCACUCCCCCCCCCCCUACUCUUGUGUGCCAGUCUCCCUUUAUUGGAAACAAAUGACUUACCCCAGCCUCCCGUGUGAUUUAAUUGUCUGCUCUUUUCUCCUGACACGUGCGCUCGCUUGUUAGCUAGUGUGGAAACUGAAGGCAUGGGAUGGGUGCAGGCAUGUGGUCUUGUGCCGGUCGUAUAUUUCCGAGUGCGUUCAGGCCUCGCCGUGGGAGAAAUCCUCCCCGCUGUGUUGCUUCCCUUUUUUUUUUCCUCCCCUCUUGCACUCCUUAUUUCUCUGCCUUUGUCUAACCAGCAAAGCUCAGAUGCCAAACGUGAUCCAAUUAAUUCUUGUUUUGUUUAACACUUUAAUGUUUAUUUGAGAAAAUUGCACAAAUACAAAAAAAAAAGUACACUUACAGACUUGAUUAGAGAAGGAUUAACACUUCCUUUGUAUGUGAACCAGGCAGUUGUUGGCUUAAAGCGUCUGCAUGGCUCUGUGUUAUUUGUUCGAGUUAUUCUUUGAAGCACUUGUUUGGUCUGCCUCUGCGUCGGGGCCGUACUGGGUUUACUGUGGGCUACCUCUUGGAGUGGGCCAAUCUGAUAUCUGUCUUCUUCUGUGUCGCUAAUGUUAAGAUGCCACACAAUCCUAAAGUAGUCUAACACUGUGUUCAAGCAAUGAAUGUAUGCCUUUUUCCUGUCACAGCGGUGCAACACUGUGUCAUGAAUACAUCCACUGACUCCAAAGUAGGAAUUUCAUAACAACACAUUUCAGAAUAAAGCCAUCCUUCUUUCUUUCUUUUUAUUUUUUAUUUUGCAAAGAGCCUGUCAGAAAAUGAUUUCCACGCUUAGAUAGUUACAGGAAAACAGCCAAGAUCAGCAGAACGGAGACCGAGCAAACACGGCGUCAAGGUUCAGCCUUGACCUGAGGUGAGAGCGAAAUAAAUGUCUCUUCCAGAGCCAGAGUCAAUAUUUAAACACUUGUGCAUUGUCUCUGCGAGGGAGGUAACACCUAGCCUCCCCACGCUGUGUGUAGCACAAAAAGGAAAAAAAAAAAAAAAAGGCAAUGGCAAGAGAACAAGUGCACUGGAUGUUAUUUUGUGCACCGAUACUGGAUCACAGUGUAAUGGAGGAGCUUCACCCCUGUUCUGCUCCUAACUAGAAUCUUCUUUUCCUUUUAUUUCCCCUGUUGUUGUUCGAGAAGUUGCAUAAGUGGAUUAUUUUUUUGAUAGAAUGCUCCUAACCUGCAUGAUUAUACACAGUAUUUGUUUAAAAUGCUGCUUACUAAACAUUAAAGGUGAGAUCAACAUUACAUCCUACAUGAGUUGGCUUUAUAGUCUCAUGCUGCUUCAUAUUGAUUAUAUCUUAGAAACUAUUAAACUACUGAACAAUUACUCCCACCAGACACUUUUUUUUCCCCCGUCUAAUUGACGCACAGGGCUACUGAUGGAGGUUGAAUAAAACUUGAAGGGCAAACAGAGCCGACGUGAACACAGCCGAGCUUUCCUCUGAUACCCGAGCUUAACUAAAAGUGGAGGGGACGCGGGGAUUUAACACGACUCUUCCCCUGCCGCAAGUCUUCCCCUGCUGGCGGACGAGCGCCUGAACACGAAUGUGAAUCAGCUCUCCCGCCCACACUCGCAAGCCAUUAGUGAUGCAACUUUACCACACACACUGUGCAGGAUUUCUGGUGUUAGGAACUUGUUUUGCUGGAUUUUUUUUCUCCACAUCAGUACAGUAUCCCAUGACCUCCUGUGACAUCGCUUUGUGGCCACUUCACUCAUGUGUUACAGCCUUUUUUUUUUUUUUAUCUCAGGCGUGAGGAUUUUAUUUUCAAGUCAUAUGUACACACUCGACACAUACAUGUAAUGGAGCGUGAACAGAAGAAAUGUACUCUAAUUAAAAUACUUUUGAAGUAAGCUGA